Molecule: messenger RNA, 1781 nt
Organism: Dipodomys ordii (Ord's kangaroo rat)
Lineage: Eukaryota; Metazoa; Chordata; Mammalia; Rodentia; Heteromyidae
Gene: Slc10a3
Product: solute carrier family 10, member 3
Exons: 2
Coding region: 224-1630 (468 amino acids)
Biological process (GO): bile acid and bile salt transport
Cellular component (GO): membrane
Molecular function (GO): bile acid:sodium symporter activity
Source: RefSeq, a predicted model, not a curated record
CCGAGAGGGCCGCCUCGCGGGCUUGUGCCGGCUCGGCCGGCGCCGGUGCCGAGCUCCGCGGCAGCGGAGGCAGGGAGAAACCUGCCAUCAAGGAAGGCAGCACAAGACCAGGACUUGUCGAUGGACCAUUCUCAGGAUAACCCAACAGCACCAGCAGGGGUUCCCUUCUAACUAAGCCCAAGAGGUGAAGAGGUCCCGAGCACAGUUUUCUUCAGGAAGAGCCAUGGUGUUGAGGAGGGGCAGAGGCAGCUGCCAGUGGUGGUGUGGGCCCCUAGUCAUGUUCACAGCUGCCUUGCUGCUCAUCAGCCAGCCAUGGGGGGCCAAAUCCAUGGCCAUGGCCAGCCUUGGCACCGCCCUAGGCCCCACUGGAUCACUGGUGAAGGGCCACUACUUGAGCAUUGGGGAUGGUUCUGUGAUGGAGUUUGACUUUCCUGAGAAGAGUGAGGGUAUUAUUGUGAUCUCAAGCCAGUACCCAGCACAGGCCAAUAGGACAGGGCUCAAACCCACACUGAGAGUAACAUCUCUCGACCCAGAAGUGCUGUCCAUCAAGAACGUAAGUGCCAUAACAUGGGGCAGAGGAGGUGGCUUCGUGGUGAGUAUCCACUCAGGCCUAGCUGGGCUAGCCCCACUCCACAUCCAGCUUCUGGACUUCCACAAGGCCGCACCUAUGCUGGUGGAGGAGCGGAGAGAUUUCUGCAUCAGAGUCUCACCCGCUGAAGACACCCAUGCCACCCUCAGCACCAACUUGGCCCACUUCUCAGAGAAUCCAAUACUCUACCUGCUUCUGCCUCUUAUCUUUGUCAACAAGUGUUCAUUUGGAUGCAAAGUGGAACUUGAGGUUCUGAAGGGUCUCCUGCAUAGCCCGCAGCCCAUGCUUCUGGGCCUUUUGGGCCAAUUUCUGGUCAUGCCUUUUUAUGCUUUCCUGAUGGCCAAAGUCUUCAUGCUGCCCAAGGCCUUGGCUCUCGGCCUCAUCAUUACCUGCUCGUCGCCUGGUGGUGGAGGAAGCUACCUCUUCAGCCUGCUUCUUGGAGGAGAUGUGACGCUGGCCAUCUCUAUGACUUUCAUCUCAACAGUAGCGGCCACUGGCUUCCUGCCAUUAUCCUCCAUCAUCUACAGCCACCUGCUCAGCGUCCACGAAACACUGCACGUGCCCAUCUCCAAGAUCCUGGGAACCCUGCUGUUCAUCUCCAUCCCCAUAGCAGCAGGUGUGGUCAUCAAGUUCAAGCUCCCCAGGUUCUCGCAGCUGCUGGUACUGGUCAUCAAGCCCUUCAGCUUUGUGCUCAUCCUAGGCGGCCUCAUCUUGGCCUACCGCAUGGGGGUCUUCAUCCUGGCAGGUGUCCGGCUACCCAUUGUACUGGUAGGCUUCACGGUGCCCCUCGUUGGCCUGUUGGUGGGCUACUGCCUAGCCACGUGCCUGAAGCUGCCAGUGGCCCAGAGACGGACUGUGAGCAUCGAGGUGGGGGUGCAGAACAGCUUGUUAGCCUUGGCCAUGCUGCAGCUGUCUCUCCGCAGCCUUCAAGCAGACUAUGCCUCCCAGGCCCCAUUCGUUGUGGCACUAACUGGGACCUCCGAGAUGCUGGCUUUGGUCGUCGGCCACUUCAUCUACAGAAGCCUGUUCGGGGUCUCAUGAAACCCCUGGGUCAAGCUUCCUUCACCUUGGCCUCUCGGGUCACCACUGCCGCUGCAAUUCCUGUAUACCAAAGGCCUUUCGUUCUCAUGCACUAUGCAUUCAAACAAAUUCAGGCUUAUUGGGUUUUUUUACUGUUAUUUUUUUUAUUCUC